Molecule: messenger RNA, 10386 nt
Organism: Bemisia tabaci
Lineage: Eukaryota; Metazoa; Arthropoda; Insecta; Hemiptera; Aleyrodidae
Gene: nrm
Product: neuromusculin
Biological process (GO): cell-cell adhesion
Cellular component (GO): cell-cell junction; plasma membrane
Molecular function (GO): cell adhesion molecule binding
Source: RefSeq, a predicted model, not a curated record
UCCGCGGAUGCGUGUCGCGCCCGGCUUUCCUCCUCCAUCGCGUGUUCGUCGAAGUUUUGUUUUGAUCGCGAAACACGACAUCCCGGCCUUUGCGCGGACACUCUCUCGGUGAUAAAUUGUGCUACUCCUUCCUCAAUCCAAGCUUUAUCUCGACUAUUUCGCGUGUUUAAUUAAUAAGACCGAUGUGUGAAUUCAUUCCGUUGAUCGGAUGACAAGUUUGUGAGGUGUCCCGUUGGGGACCCAAGUGUUUUUGCUCAAGUGUUAUGCUGUGAAUGUUUAUUUAUACUCUUGGUGUUUUGAGUUGUUUCCCGGGGGUUUCGUCAUGAACGAGGUUUCACCUGUGCGAAUUUGAUGUUUUCCAGGGUGUCAGGUGUCGCGUUCCUGGCGGUUGGAUUGUCUUGCGAGGGGUGGAGUGUUCCUAGGAAGAUGCAUUCGGCGCUCCGAUGGUGUCUCGCUGCCACCUGCUUCCUCCUGUCUUCAGUGCAAGGAGCGCAUCAAAUGGACAUGUCGGGACUCGUUGGAGAAACGGUGCGACUGCCCUGUUCGGUGAACACGGAGCGGUGCGGCGACCUGCACAGCAUCAAAUGGUACCGCGGCUCCUCCAGGGUUUUCGUCUUCAGCGAGAUGGCCAACAUCGCCAAGGCCGAAGGAGACUACGCUGAAAGAUCCGAGCUCAUUUACUUUCCGAACAGCACCGACUCUUUUUUUCAAAUCCAGAACGUAGAGAUUGCAGACGAAGCCAUGUACAAGUGCGAAAUCACGUACUUGGAAGUGAGGGAAAACUGCCAAGUAGUCCAAUUCAUCAAUUUCACGACACUGAUAAAACCUGAAUACAUCCGGAUAACGCGAGGGGAUGGUCACGAGUUGCAAAAUUCCACCCUGAUCGGCCCCCUAAGCGAAGACGAUCAGCUAACGCUGAUUUGUGAGUCGGGAGGUGGCAAACCAAUCGCCGCUGUCCACUGGUACAACGGCACAGAGAAAAUGAACUCCGAGUACGAGAUGGAACUUGGUUCAAACGGAGUGGGGACCGGUCGAAAUCGAGCCGAAAUGACCCUGACCCGGGGUGACCUCGGGGCCAAAUUCGAGUGUAGAGCCUCGAACGAUGCUCUAGAAUCGCCACUCAUCUCGUGGAUAGAGGUCGACGUCAACGUGAGGCCGCUAAGAUUAGAGCUGAGUGGUGUAGAGAACCACGUGGUCUCAGGGACCAAAGUCGUUCUUCAGUGCCUUGUGACUGGCGCCAGGCCAGCCGCCAACGUCACGUGGUUCAAUGGCACUCAGAUGGUAUCCACGGACGUCAUAGAAAGCAACAGUGUUCAGACGCCCAAAACAAGAGUUAUCGCAACACCGGAUGGAACAUACGCAACGCAGAGCCAACUCAUGUUCCCGGCAAGUCGCUUCGAGAACGGGGAGACUCUAAGCUGCGAGGCGAGCAAUCAGGUCAUGAGGGAUCGAAACGAACAGCCCAUGCGUAGUGCUCUUACGCUCGAAGUCAUGUAUCCUCCAAUCGUGAAUGUGACCCCGGAGAGCAUCAAAGUUAACGAGAGCACGGACAUCUUGCUCUUUUGCCUGUACGAAGCGAAUCCAGCCACGCUCAAAACCGUCCGAUGGUUUCGGAACGACCAAGAGGUGGAUAUAAACUCGGACCACUACGAAGGAGGCUCAGUGGACCAACCAACGCUGCUCAUCAAAAACUCGACGCGACACGAUCACGGCAUCUACACUUGCGUCCUCGAAAACGAAGUCGGAGUCUCCGAAUCUAUAAACGCCAUCAACGUCUCUAUUCUUUUCAAGCCGGUGGUGAGGCUGCUGAUGGAGCCGGCGACUCCGGUGAGCGAGCUGACGCGGGCGAACAUCACUUUGGUCUGCCAGGUGGAGGCCGGGAACCCCUCGCAGCUCCAGGCGGUCAAGUGGUACCUGGACGGGGAGCUGCUCAAGGAACUCCCCGACUGCGACAACAACACCGCCAACUGCGACAUCGACCCGAGCAAACUUCUCCUCCAGAUCGUCGAGCGGACCUUCCACGGCAACUACUCCUGCAUCGGCAUGAACGAGGCCGGCUGGGGCCCCCUCUCGCCCAACACCGAGCUCAUCGUUUACUAUCCCCCAGGGCCAGCAACACUUGUAUACGAGCCGCGGCGGGUGGUGAAGAACGGUGCAGUAACAUUAAGCUGCAGUGUGGAGGAUGUCGGGCGGCCAGAGUCAACAGCUUUUCGCUGGAAACGAGGCAACCAUAUUGUGCCAGAUGUCACCAGUGGCAACUGGUCCAUUGAGCUGGUCACUCUCGAGUCUGAGUCCAAUUUUACGUGCUACGCUGUUAAUGAGGGUGGUGAUGGCCAGCCUGCAACAACAUAUAUCGAUGUACUGGCUCCUCCUGCAUUUAUUGAAAGACUACCUCCUUAUUAUGGAGCUCUAAUCAACGCUCAACACAUUAGCAUAUCCUGCCGGGUGGAAUGUUCACCCAGAUGCUCAAUAAAUUGGUUGAAAAAUGGACGACCAAUUGAUUUCCGGCCUGGUGUGCCAUCCAGGUAUAUAAUCAAGAAUACCGAGAUGGAAGCGGAACCCAGGUCUAAUGAUUUUGAGUCCACUCAUUCGGUGCUCAUUUGGAACAUGACGGCAUGGCCCGGCGGUCAGUUGGAUCCAAUUUACGAUAAUGUCAAUUACACAUGCCAGUCAACAGGGAACUCAGUUGGAGUCGGCGUAAAAAGUACAACGUUUUUUGGCAUCGAGUAUCCUCCCGACAAUUUGACGGUUUCAAAUAGAGUUGUGAAUGUGAUCGAAGGGAAUGUGCCUGAAAAAGUAGUUUGCAAUGCUAAAGCAUACCCUGAAGCAUCAUAUCAUUGGAAACGAGAGACUGAACCCUCAAGCAUUGUCAUGAAAGGCAAUGCGCUCAUUUUGAACUACGCAAUCGCAAAGAAAGAUGGCGGCAACUAUAUUUGUGAAGCCUACAACAGACACGGAAAUAAUACUAUUAAAACUUAUGUUAAUGUUAUGUACAAACCGGAAUGUGAUAUUUUCAAAAGUGAAGUUGACGGGAAGGUAGUUUUAUAUUGCAAUGCUCAUGCGAAUCCUUCGGAGGUGGACUUCACAUGGAAGAUAAAGAACGAGAACGAAUCUAUUAGUGAGAAUGUUGAGAAAAAGGGAUUACAAAGCAUUUUAACCCUGGAAACUCGAGUAGAAAAUUUUAGAACUUAUUUAUGCUAUGUUAACAACUCCGUAGGGAUGUUAACAAUACCUUGUGAAGUAGAUGUUUCUGCUCACGAGGAAAAAAGUAGUAAAUUUCUUGACGCAGGGAGCACGGCCUGGUGGCGAGCCUUAGAACAAGAAAAAAUGUUGAUACUUUUAGCAAUAAUAAUCAGUGCCAUACUGAUGGUACUCAUCAUCUGUGUUGUGAUCAUCAUAGUUUGUCGACGUAAGAGACAUUCGAAUAAAUAUAAUAACCCAGUGGAAAUGGAGGAUAGGCAGAAUCCCGAAGGUAACUCAGCCCCCCCGCCAAUUCUGGUCUCACCCAAGUGGCCACUGAGGCCUGGCGUUUUGGUGCACACCAAAGCGCCACAUAGUCUGAGCGUAGGGCGCCUGCCGUCAGCUUCCUCGCUUGCGCUCAACAGUAGCGCCAACUCUCGAAACUCUGUCCAGGCUCCAGAGCCGAACAAUAAUGGGAGGCCUGGCUUGGAGAAACAACGGCGGAGACAAACCCGCGCUAGCAGCUUGGCAGACCUUAGCGGUGAGAAUCAGCACAGCCGUGCCAACCGGAUAAAACAUAUGUUUAACACUGAUACAUUUCCCGGCGUUUUCCAGAACGCCUCUGGAGUUGUUACGUUUAAGAAGCUGAACGAUUCACCAAAGCAACCACUUUCGAGGAAACGCAAAAAAUCAGGUCCGAAUCCAUCCAGUACUACCGAUAAGUCAAAUUUAAAUUCAUCUCCUAGUGAUGCGCUGCUAUCGCCGGAUAAUGAUAAAGCAUUCUAUGAAAAUCUGCCCUUCCAUGGCCUACAAAAGCCUCCAAACGCAACUAACACUUUGACAACCGCCACCGGCACUAUCAGCCGCUCACCCUCCCAACUGAGCCAGUACGGAGGCUCAUCAGGCUAUGGGUCAACACGGAGCCAACUAGGACCACACUUAGCACAGUCUAACUCCACUGUUCCCUUAUCCGAAGAUAAUAAAUUCAGCUCACUGCGGACCAAACGCUCAAGAUUGGACUGGCCUCAGUUCCGCUCUUUGCGGAUCACGUGUAGAAACAAACACAUGCGUCCCAUCAAAGAGUCCUGCUCAAAACCGUCCCUCAAAGACCCCGAAAUAGAUGCCUUGGCUAAUGGCACCCCUAAUAAUUUAAGCAAAGAUAAGAGUUUAAGUAGUCAUGUCGAGAAAAGCGGCUCAGGAGCUAAAGUUUCGGCCACGGUAGCUCCAACCCCAAGCGUUGCCCCGCUGUCUGGCUCAAGUGGGUUAGCGCCACCCAAACCGCCAGCUCCACCCGUGCCCGCUCCUCGCGCUGUAAUUAGUCAACAAACCAAAAGGUGCAAUACUAAACAUACCUACCAAAAUAUUCCUAUUCCGAUCACGCCAAAUAACAGUAGUAAUAUCGAGCCCAUGCAUUCUAACGAGCAUAACCAGGCUUUACAUCACAAACUAAACUCUCACUCAACUCUAGAUAUGCAAAGGCCUAAUUUACCUCAUAGUCUAACAAACGGGCGGCAAAUCUCAUCGCUGAAAAAGCCCAAAUCUCAGCGAAGUCUCAAGCAUAGCUCAAGUCGAGACGAAUCUCUGCUUCUACCUAGUUAUUUAAAUACACCCCCGCCUCCACCCUAUCAUAAUGGCUCCAUUGUUUACGCAGACCUGGCCUUGUCCAGGCAUCGCGUCAAGUCAUUGCAGUCAAUCCCGAUGUAUCAUAUGGAGUACACUGCCAUCAAAUUUCAUGAUGUCGGCAAAGAAAUUGACGUUUGAGCCAUUCAAGCCUGAACUCACUGAUCUAGACUACGCAGAUGUCGAUUAUCGAUCCUACGGACCCAUCAAUUACAAGGCAGCCUCAUUAACCAACCAGAACAACUAGUCAAGAAAGCAUUGAACCAUAAGCACGCAAUUGAGAAAUUGUAAUGGUAACUUCAAUGGCUACUGUAGCAGUAUUGAUUCUUUAAAACUUUGUAGAGAACCUGUGAAAGAAUUGAGGGCGAGGAAUAAAUUCAUAAGAUCAAAUAAAAUACAAUAACUCAAAGGAAUCUGUUCAAAUUUACGAACAAAAAAAAACUUUUUCUCAUGCAUUUAGAGUUCAGAGGGUGCGUAGUAAGUUCGUGUUUUCUCUUGUUUUGAGUUAAGUUAAACAAAUAUUGUAUUCUACAUGAAUGACUCAUUAUUUUUAUCUUAAUAUGGUAUCCCUCUCAAGUUAUCACAUUUGGUGGAAAUUAUUUCAAUUCAACCGUAAAGCCAAAUGACUCUUGCUUUUCUUCUUGAAUUUACCGUUCAGUUUAAAGCAACACUUUAAUCAUGAAUGAUUAAAAGAUAAUGAAAAAUCCAAAUAUUUUUUUCACCUCAAAAUGCAUGAAAAAAAGGUUUUCUAAUUUGUGGAUAUUGAGAUUUGUUUGCAUAAAUUUUACGGUUUUUUUUUCCACCUGCUAAGAAAGUCUUUUCCUAACAUUGCCCUCAUAUUUCUCAUCAAAUCUUCAAUCGAAAAAAAGUGAAGAAACUAAUCAAAAUUUUUGAUUUGACUUUCACUUGCAUGUGAGACAUGAGAUAUCUUACGAUCUUUAAUUCAAACUUCUUGCUGGCCGAAAAACUACUCAAUCUAAAAUCUACUCAAAUUGAAAUGGGCACUUUUUGAGAUGAACCAAUGUAAUUUGCUUCUAAAAUAAAUAAUUUCCUCAGUGAGAUGAAUUGGACGUUUAUUCGCUAAAAGUAUUUGGGUGCAACAUAGUUCCUUUUAGCAUAAAUAUGUAAAAUUGUCUUAUAUAAGUUUUCAAAUGUACUGCAUCAGAGGGAGGAGAAUCUGUUGUGAUACACAGCCUUUGUUUUUGUCACAAUGAUGAGUUUCUUUUCAACGGCUCUUUAUGGCUCCGUUGAAUCUGCUUUUUCCGACCAGGAAGAAGUUUAAAUUGACUUGUUUUUAUUUAAAGAAUAAAAGCUAAUGUUUCACAAGUUGAUUGUAAAAAAAUUUCAAAUUUUAACUAACUAUACAGGACUUUUUGAUGAUGUCUAGAAAUGCCACAGUUUUAAUCUAAUGGUCUGUUAUUUUGACCUGUGGGACUCGUCUCUUAUCUUUUCUUUCAACAGGUUUUCAUCAAGUCAUACGUGUUUUGGUGUGUUUCUCAAUGUAUUUAUGAGUAAGCCCAAUAACUUUGUUAACCUUUUGAGCGAGGUACAAUUUCUCUUUCUGAUCGAUCGGAACACAUCUGUUUCUGCCGAUUUCAUGAAAAUUGAGCCUUUGUUAUGUAGUGAAUAAUAUCAUAACGUGAGAGAAAGUGUAAAGCUUAUUUUGUUACUCUUUUUUAUCGAAUGCUUUUAACAUUAGUUUUGUAUCUUUUGAUUUUUCGGUGAUACUUCUGCUCUACUCCCCUCUCAUUAAGUACUAUUUUCUUCUAACUUCCUCGUUUUUUUUGUGAUUUUUAAAAAUCAAAACUAGGUCAAAAAGUUAAUUAUUGUUAUUUAUUUGUAAAUUUAUGUAAAUUUUGAUGCUUUGGCUAUUUAGUGUUCUCCAUCCCACUUCGGUUGGAUUUGAAUGCAAAAAUCAGCCAAAUUACAUAGGUAUACGCAAUUGAAUAGCGCAUUUUGAGGAUUCAAGUAAAAGUCUUUGUCAGUUUGCAAAUUUCAAAAACUAAGAAUCAUCUCUGAUUGCUUAAAUGUUCUGUUCAUUUUUAGUCUGAGGAAAAUGAGGGAAGUCACUAAAGCAAUGAAGCCCACAUGUGUUUGAGUGCUCCCAGGACCAAUCACAAUGCCAAAGAUUAAUUUAAUUUGAGAUUAGUAAUCGAAUGAUUCCUCUCGUAGCUUCACUACCUGGACUGAGUUGAAUAUUUUUAUCUAUCUGUACAGUCAUUGUAAAUAGUAAAUCAAGAUAUUAUAUAGGGUGAUCCAAAAGUCUGGUAUCUCCACCAACUCUAAGUUUUGAACGAAUUAAGGCAAGAGACUUGAAAUUUUUUUGAUGCUCCUGUAUCAAAGGAACCUACUUUUGGGACCUCCCCCCCCCCCACAAAAAAAAUUAAAGGGGAUCACCCUGAAAAAGAACAAGGAACCUUGGGGUUAUAGAGGUGCGGUAGGACUUUUGGAUCACCCUGCACAGCAACUGCAACUUUGUACCUGUUUGAAAAGGUUUUUCUUCUUUCCGCAACCUUUUUUUUUCCUGCCUGCUUUGUCAUGAUUUUUAGAUUAUUCCUUAAGUUUGCGUUAGUUUAUGUACUCCACUCUUUCCUUGUUUUUGCAAAACAUUUGUUUUUCUCCUUUCAGAAUGAAAUCUAUUAAAUUGUCUCAGAAAUUUCUGAAUUUGACUCACUUUGCUAAAUAAGUUUUAAUUAUACUAAUUAUUUUUCCACCCCUGUCUUUUUUCCCCAAAAGUCAAAUCAAGGAAAAGAACUACAGAAAUUAAACUCGUCCUAAGUGGAAGUUUUAUCUAAUUUAAAUCAGAAUGGAUUUGAUACUAGACUCGAUACCUUUUUUAAUUUUUUACUAAGUUGCCUUCCUUUUCUUGUAACUAUGUAUUUUAAAUUUUGAUACUUGUAUAUUGAAACUAAAGUCUGUAUGUACUGUAAAUUAUUGUACGUAGUUUUCUUGUUAAGCCUUGUGAUCAGUAGGUAUAUGGCGGUGCAUUCACUUAAAAUUCUGUUUGUUGGCAUUAGCACAAAUUCUCAUUUUUGUGCAAGGUAAAAAUUUCCAUUUAACAUCCAAAGUAUCCUGCACAUAUUUCCGCUGUUGAAAGCCGAACAACUUUUCAGGUUGAUUGUGCUUAACUUUUAGGCUGUCAAGAAUUAAUGAAGAAACGAGUUGUUGCAGUUUGAUGUCAAGCUUUGUCCUUACGAUCACUAUGAAUUUCAACUAUUAAAUCUCGGUCGUUAUUUUAGAUUUUUGAUUUGUAUUCGUCAAGUUUCAAAUAUUUUCAUUUCUGCCCGCCCGUAAUGUGAAAUAAUUGAGGCGCUGAGUGUGAGAAGGACCCCUUUUGGUUGUGGUGUUUUAGAAUCUCUGUUGCUAUAAUCUAUGUCCUCGAGGAGAAUCCACAAAGAGAUUUUUCUUGAAUUUUUUUCCUGCAGAACAUUGUGAAAUCAUGGAGAAUAUUCUGUAAAAAUUGUAUUAAAAUGCAUGCAUCCUCUUUCUUUAUUAUCGAGAAAAUAUUAGUAGAGACUCUGAAAUGUCACAACCAAGAAGUAACCUUUUUGCACCCUGGGCUUCAAGUGAAGAUUUUUUUAGUUUAGUUUAGUUUCAAGUAAAGAUUUAAAACAUUAAUGAAAAUGACAAUCAAUCAUCUCUAUGGCUCCAAGUUUCUGUUCAUGAUAUAUGAGGUUUUCUUUUGUUUUUAUUUAUUUUUUACCAUCUCUCGCCCCUUUUUCUCAGUGACGAAAUUGUCAAAAAUUGACUAUUUGAACAGUUGCCUCCCUCUGUUGCUCAAUUGAUUAAAACUCGAUUUUGUGUAAGAAAUCAAAAUUUCAAGCACAGCUGAUGAUUGCCAACUGGCUCUCUUCUUUUUGAUUUGUUGUUAUUAUUAUAUAAUCUAAAAUUCGACACUUGACUCAUCAAGACUGAAGUCCCUCAUGAAUAUCCGCAAAAAAUAUGGCUGUACAAUCACUGUACAUACAAGACCAAUUUUAUCAGCUGUAGCAAACAAGAGAACAGUAUCUCUAUACCAAUGCUUUAGCCCCUCUAGAAAAAUAUUUAUUCUUUUAAAAGUUGCUGUUAUUUUCUGUUACUAAUUUUACUAAUUUUGUCAACCAUGUCCUCUUUACAGCUUUUAAAUCAAACAAAUGUGUUAAAUUGGAUCCCCUCUAACGAGACAAAAUCCAUUCUUAAAUAAACAUUGCUGUCAAAAAACAAACGAAAGUGAAACAAGGAAAAUGUGUUUCUUGAUCUGCAAUGUUUUGAAUCUUUGGUAACAGUUUUAAUUUUUUAACUUAUGCACAAUUUUUUGUUUACUCUAUGAAAUGUAUUUUCUGAAGUAUCCAUUAAUUUUCUGUCAAAAGAAUAAAAUACAAAGAAAGAGUAAAUCUUGGAAUAAGCCAUCAAAACUCUUUGUUCUUAGUUUGAUUGACAAUAUCUGUGCUUGCUAAAUGAUGAAGCACCUUAUAUUAAUGUCAGUAUCACUUUAAACUAUGAUAUACAAAGACUUUAUAUGUUUUUCCUGUUUUUCACUCGUUUGUCAUUUUUUACUCGUUGAUUUAACUUUUUUCAUUUACUGUUCACUGUGCUCUCUAAGGACAAGCAUCGGCCUGAAAUCAUAUAGUUGCUCUCACUUCUUUAUGCAUGUGAUUCACGUUAAAUUUCAGAAGGAAUCUUCGAGUUAAGCACGUUUUUCUCCGAACCAACCAUGCUAGUAUUCGAAAUAUUUGAUAAAAAGCAGAAAAAAUUACAUCAGAAAAUUCUAGAAUUUGAUAUUAAUAUGUUCAGCACCACGGCCUUCACCAGGAAAAAUUAGAGAACAGAUACACCUCUCAUCUCUCUCUGUACUCCUUUACUCCUCACCAAAUUCAGUAUUGACGGCUGAACUGAGAAACCACAUAUUCCAUUACAGAGCCAUUGAGCUCACCAUACUGAUUUAGUGUUGAAUAAAGAAAAAAUAAUUACAUUUCUCUGUCUGAAAUGUUGCAAAAUUCCUGUUAUACUUUAUUUUCUAACAAUAAAACUAAUCAACGUCAGUUUUCAAAAAAUUCUGUUAAUAAUCUCUGUUGGAAAAUUAUUCUGUUAAAAUUUCAAGCAGUUAAAUUGCCUCAGUUUCUCUUUGGGGGAAUUAAGUAGGAAACGUUUAAGUCUGGCAAACAGGAUGUGUGGUUUCUAAAGUGAACCAUCAAUGUGUCUCUGAUUUGAAUGUGGCUACUACAGACAUCCAUUAAGAACAUGGGAAACAUGUUCCCACAAGCCAAUCAAGACUGUUUGGAAAGAUGAAAACAAUGAGAGAAAAUAAAAUACAAAUAUAAGAGUGAAGGCUGCAAAAAUUUGUUUUCAGGUCUCCCGUAUUAAUGGUAAAUAAUUUUUCCAAUAAUAAUAACACAAGUGCUGUUUCAUGGUGCUCCAAGCGCAACUUGUUUGAUUCAUAUCGACGGCCCUGUUGAGCACCUACCAAUGUAUUUAAGAUUGUAAGGAAGGAGAGAAGGCUGGUUUCUUUUUUAACAUUUUCUGUUCACAGAAAUAUGUGUUUGAUCCAAUCUCUUGUAAACUAGUGUAUUUUAAUUUAACUGUUGAAUAAAAUUUUGUUGAAAUCUG